AUGCCCUUUGCUGGUAUCAGCAACCAGUUCUAUGGGAUGCUACGGGCCAUGUCGAUCGCACGCGCGCUGGAUAGGACCUUGAUUUUGCCACCAAUCACAUCCUCGAGCCACGACAAGUCUCGACAGAACCAGGCCUGGUCAGAUUUUUUCGAUCUGGAGGAGUUUCGACGGAGGACAGGGUUGAAGGUGAUCGAGUACCAGGAUCUGCAAGAUCACGGGUCGUUCCGAAGUCCUACUGGUGUUCAAGAGUCUGGGUCAUAUGUUGGCGCAUCAUGGAUCCCUCCUUGGGUCGAAGAGGCAUCUAUAGGCGAAGCAGCGAAGGCGAUAUCAUCGGUGGACAAGCGAGGAGGAGGUGGCGGGCGGUACCAACAGAGUCUGGGGACAGGAACGAGCGUCGUCGAUAUGACCAUGCCCUGUCAUGUCACCUGUGGAUUCGGUUCGAAGCGCGAUCUGGACUUUACAGCCAAGGCGUUUGUACGACAGUGGGGGUUCCAAUACAAGAAGGAGAUGUUCCCGAAGUCACAGUCACCAUCUCCUUCUACACCUGCGCCAGUCGACAACUCACCUAUCGACCAAACCCGCGAUUUUGACAGGAUUGCUGGGGCGCGUCAAAACGACUCGCUCAAAGAGGAGGGGUUCCUCUGUAUCAGCAACACCUACAAGAUCCAGAUCUCACCUGUCACCCCUGCAAGCUUGGCGGUCGACUCGAUCGAAUGGCAUGAGUUUGGACAGCAUCUGUUGUUCCAGGCCCAGUUGACACACUUUGUGGAUGAGUUUCUGGGCAGGACGUUUGGUGAGAAUCCGGAAGAGAGGACCAAGUAUGGCAACGACACCUUUUGGAUCUCCUCGCCGCUACUUUCUGAACCUUGGUCGCAGCCUGCUCCAGCGCCUUUUCCCGAACCAGCUUAUGUACUGGAGACAGUGCCGCUUCAGGCGACUCUCCUCAACUACAGCUGCCGGACCAACCAACUGCCCUGGACGUCGUCGACACACCGUCGUCAUCGCCUCUUGCCGCUCCUUCAGCAGAGUCUCAAGUGGCCGUCUCGUAUGCAGCCACGGUAG
Molecule: messenger RNA, 1062 nt
Organism: Linnemannia hyalina
Lineage: Eukaryota; Fungi; Mortierellomycota; Mortierellomycetes; Mortierellales; Mortierellaceae
Source: the annotation of a GenBank genome assembly